Messenger RNA from Achroia grisella, 1452 nucleotides. RefSeq names its product facilitated trehalose transporter Tret1-like. Gene Ontology annotation, molecular function: transmembrane transporter activity. Gene Ontology annotation, biological process: transmembrane transport. The record is from RefSeq and is a predicted model, not a curated record. Gene Ontology annotation, cellular component: membrane. NCBI's taxonomy places the organism in Eukaryota, Metazoa, Arthropoda, Insecta, Lepidoptera, Pyralidae. The transcript has 9 exons. The coding region runs from base 1 to 1452 and encodes 483 amino acids.
AUGAAGAAAUACAACUUCUUUUUCGCUGAAGGCAGUAAAGUCAAUCAAUUGUUAUGUGUUGUGCUUAUCAACAUCCCGGUGUUCUCGUAUGGGGCGAGCAUCGGAUGGAUGUCGCCAAUGAGUGUACUGCUGCAGUCGGAACACUCACCCAGACAACCGCCCUUGACUGAUAUACAGAUUUCAUGGAUGGGAUCUGUUCCAUACUUAGUUUGUAUUGUGACUGAUUGUUUAAUGGGAUAUGCGGCGGACAAAUUCGGACGUAAACUAGCGAUGAUUUUUGCAUCGGCUAUGGCAGCAGGUUGCUGGAUAGUAAAAUUAUCGUCAAUGGAGUUCUGGGCAUUUGUUCUAGCAAGAGCUAUGGUCGGAUUUCCAAUGGCCGGUGCAUACGUCACAUGUCCUAUGUAUACCAAGGAAAUUAGUGAAGACAGUAUCAGAGGAUCAUUGGGAUCUUUAGUAAUUUUAUUUCACACGACAGGAAAUCUCUUCGUUUACAUAAUUGGCGAUGUAUUCAACUAUAACACUGUUCUCUGGAUUUGUAUGGCGUUGCCAACUAUUCAUAUUGUAUUAUUCAUGAUGAUGCCGGAAUCGCCGUCGUACUUGGUCAAAACUGGAAAGAUAGAUGAAGCAGUAAGAGUUCUAGCGUGGCUACGAUGUAGAGAAGAAGAAGACAUUGUUAUUAAACAGGAGUUGGAGAGAAUUAGACAAGAAUUAAGAAAUGAUGAGGAAAGUAGCCAAUCUGUACUUAAAGCUAUAUUGACAGAUAAAAUACUGUUCAGAACGUACCGCAUAGUCAUGGUGAUUUGUCUUGCUAGAGAAGUAUGUGGAGCUGUGCCGGUACUCAAUUUUGCUGGGGACAUCUUCUCCAUGUCUUCUAAAGGAACAGGACUAGUGUUAAGUCCAAAUCAACAAGCUAUGGUUUUGGGAGCGGUGCAAGUUGCUGGAUCCAGUUUCGCUUCCAGUAUUGUUGAAAGAUCUGGUAGAAAGCCUCUCCUCUUCAUCACAUCACUCGUCUCUGGUCUCAGUAUGUGCACACUGGCCUCGUGGUUUGUCGCUCGUGACUUUGGUCUUCUAGCACCAGCAUGGCUGCCAGUAGUAACGUUAUGUGUUUGCAUAUUUUGUGACUCGUCGGGUUUGCAACCAAUAUCUGUUAUACUUAAUGGAGAAAUGUUUUCAUUUAAGUAUCGGGGCACCAUAAUGGCGACGACAAUGGCAGCAGCAUCUGUGGUUGCUUUCCUUCAAAUGCUAUUCUUCAAACCGUUGGCCAAUUCCAUGGGAAUACACGUAUCGUUCUACUUUUUCGGAAUCAUAUGUUUGCUCGCUGCUAUUUAUGUAAUCCUGGUACUUCCAGAAACAAAAAUGAGGAGCGUUGAAGAAAUUCAGAACCAAUUGAAGACUAAAAAGGAAAAAGAAUUAGAGAGAAAAAUGAUAGAAGAGAAUAAAGAGAUUUGUUGA